Drosophila erecta is the source of this 1842-nucleotide messenger RNA. Its product is annotated as prolyl 4-hydroxylase subunit alpha-2. Gene Ontology annotation, cellular component: endoplasmic reticulum. The record is from RefSeq and is a predicted model, not a curated record. The transcript has 6 exons. Gene Ontology annotation, molecular function: procollagen-proline 4-dioxygenase activity; protein binding. Lineage: Eukaryota; Metazoa; Arthropoda; Insecta; Diptera; Drosophilidae. The coding region runs from base 247 to 1767 and encodes 506 amino acids.
GUGUGCUGGCUAAGUGCAUUGUGACAAAAAUUAUCUGCUUACUGUUUUGUUUUCGGUAAACGCUUGUAAGGUCAAAACAUUAUUGAUUUGAAUUGCACGUAUGCUGAACCAAAGGUGCCACUUGACUUUAUGGAUUUGACUUGUUGCAUUAUAAAGAGGCAACCAUUUAGUCACGCAUAUUUGGCUGAGGCGAAUGCAUUACACAUCGGACUUUGUGUUCCUCUUCUUUAAUAUCAGUUUACACCGAUGCACAACCUCGUAAUGGCUGUGGCACUUUGGCCUGUGAUUCUACUCCUGAUCCUUGGCUGCUCCAGUUUAAAAGCUUUAGAUGAGAAGCGAGUGUGGGAAAUGUUGAAUUUAGAGCGCGGUCUCCUGCAGAAUUUGCGUGACUAUGCCGAAAAGAUGGAGGAGAAGAUCAGCCUCAUAAACAAUUCUUUGGAAGAAUACAUCGACGAUAUAGAAGAGGCCAAUAGGAAUCCCGAGAUGUACCUUUCCAAUCCCCUGAAUUCCUUCCGAUUGAUCAGACAUAUGCACCAGGACUGGGUCGGCUGGCAAGUGUACAUGGAGGAACCGGUGGCACCCGAUGCGGUGGAGAAGCUGGAGCGCCUCCUGCCGCAGCUUCCUCAUAAGGAAGCCUUCAGGAACGCGGCCAGGGAAGUGCAUAGCCUGACCCAGUUCUACGGCUACGAACCUGCUGAUCUGGUGGCCAAAAACGAACGAAACAGUUCCUUGCAUCUGUCUCCAUUGGACUGCUAUCACUUGGGACUGGAGCUCUACGAGGAUCAGGACUAUCGGGGCGCGGCCAAGUGGCUACAAGUGGCUGCCCAUAACUACACCAUCUCGCGGCGCAGAGAUUUGUACGAUCUACUGGGCGCACCACGCUGGCAGGUUUAUCGAGAUCUGGGCAGGGCCCUCCAUAAACUGAAUCGACCGUCCGCUUUUGACGCCUACGAAUCAGCACUUCGCUUGGAUUCCCAGAACGUGCACCUUAUGAAGGAGGCGGGCCAAAUGGAGCUCUUCGGCCUGAGGGAUCCUAUGGAACCCAUACUAGAUCUUGAGCCGACACCCACUGUUCUGGAUAAAUAUUGUCGAGGCGAAGUGCCGCGGAUUCAGGGUCGUCUGACGUGCGAGCUUAAUGACUGGGUCCAUCCGUUCCUAGUCUACGCCCCCAUUAAAUAUGAGGAUCUCCAACAGGACCCUUUCACUAUCCUGUAUCCAGGAAGCAUCUACGAACAGGAAAUUAGGCAUGUGGAGAACGCCUACGAACGGUGUCCACCCAAUGCUCGCUUCGAUCUCAAGCAGGGAAUCACUGGGUGUUCCAUCUCCGAUGGAUAUAGUCCUGUGCUGAAACGCAUCAACGAGCGCAUUUUGGACAUGGCAGGAGAGGAACAUACCUGGGAGACUUUCUACAUAGUGGAGCACUCUCAGUUGACCCCUUUUGAACCGUUUAAGCUGUUUAGGAACUCCACAAAGUUCCCAAAGCUAAACCUUUUGAAUUUCGAGGAUGUGGAGGCCAAAGUAAUUAUAUUCGUGAGUGGUACUACUAAUCUAUGUUUCUCCCGAUCCUCCACUUUUUCAUCCAUAUGUCAGCUGAAAGAUGUGACUUUGGGCGGGUCCUUUACCAUGCCAAAAGGUGUUCUUGUUCAACCCAAGAGGGGUAAUGUGCUGAUAACCUUUGGGAAUAAAGAGCACUCCACUUCCAUUUGUCCCAUCAUCGAGGGCACUGGGUUAGUUAUGAUCAAGUUUAUCAUGAAGAAAGACGAGUAAGAGCUUUAAUAAUGAGCCUAAUAUCAUAAGCAAAGACGUAGAAUAAAGUGUACUACUAUACUUUUUGAAUGAGAA